Jaculus jaculus (lesser Egyptian jerboa) is the source of this 1512-nucleotide messenger RNA. It is a transcript of the gene Cfap418, whose product is annotated as cilia and flagella associated protein 418. The record is from RefSeq and is a predicted model, not a curated record. The coding region runs from base 31 to 672 and encodes 213 amino acids. Lineage: Eukaryota; Metazoa; Chordata; Mammalia; Rodentia; Dipodidae. The transcript has 6 exons. Gene Ontology annotation, cellular component: cytosol.
CCCAGAGAGGGAAAGACCCGGCGAUUCAAGAUGGCGAAGGACCUGGAUGAGCUCUUGGAUGAAGUCGAGACCAAGUUCUGCAGACUUGACCCACUGAGGCUGGACCUGGGCGAGCGGCCCAAAGGCGGCGGCGGCGGCGGCGGCGGCGGCUGCACCCUCGGGGGCGACCGGAACCGAGCCCAGGAGGAUGAGAAUCUCAGAUCAACAGAAACACUUAAAAAAGAAGAUGAUCUUGACAGUCUUAUUAAUGAAAUAUUUGAAGAGCCCAUCUUUGACAAAAAGUCCUUCCAGAAAUUUAAAUCUAAAUCUUCAGAUAUCACAUCUGUGAGAGCUUCCAUUCAGAGCCUCAGUAAAAGUUGCAGUCCAGUAUACCUCAGUGGGAGCGCUGUUCCAAGUGGAAUUGGCACAAACACUUCACAGAGAGCAUGUGACCGUCUGCGUUGUACAGCUUGUGAUUUCUGGGUAGUGAGCUAUGAUGACCAUAUGUGGAACAAAUCAUGUGAUUAUCUGUUCUUCAGGAACAACAUGCCAGAAUUUCACAGGCUAAAAGCAAAGCUGACGAAGAAGAAAGGAGCCCGGGCAUAUGCCUGCCAGUGUAGCUGGAGAACUGUUGAAGAACUGACUGACCUACAGACAGAUCAUCAGCUUCGUUGGGUUUGCGGUAAACAUUAAGGAUGCAGGUUUUCCACAUUCAAACACAGCCAUGAGAGCAGUCUCCAGUUCUCUUCAUAUUUAGGCAAUGGUGUGUGGCAGUAUUGUGUUCCCUGGAAAAAAGGCACUAACCUUUAUUUAAGUCAACAAGUUUUUGAAGGCCAAAUGAACUUGGGAAGACAAAUGUAUUAUAAUAUUUGGAAAUUAUUUUAUAUUGAUAUGUGGGCAUUUCACUUAGUAGGAUAACAACUAAAUUCUUUACUUAGCUUAUCUCCUAUUAAAUAUAAGUUUAAUUGUGAUAUUUCAUGUAUACACAUCUACAGCCUUUCAUUAGCAAUUACAAUAUUGACUGCUAAUACACUAGGAAUUAUUCCUCAUGCAUUGCCGUUAAAGGUCAUGAAGCUGGUAGAAUUUGAGAGGUCACUGUAUAGGAAGAUUCAGGGCAUUUGCUCCAUGCUGGUCUAUUAUUGCCAUAGACCAUAAUUUAGACCUGGGAUAAAGAGAUAAGUAACGGCCUCAGAAGUAUAGGUAUACUACAAAACUGCCUUAUGAGGCUGGAGAGAUGGCUCAGCAGUUAAAGGCAAUUGCUUAUAAUGCCUGAUGGUCUGGACUCAAUUCCCCAGGACCCACAUAGAGCCAAAUACACAGAGCAGCACAUUCACCUUGAUUUCAUUUAUAACGGCAGGAGGGCCUGGCACCCCCAUACUCACUCUUUCUGUUUAACCCUCUUUCCAUCUAUGUCUCUCUCACUCUCUCAAAUAAAAAUAUUUUUAAAGAAAAAAAAUAAUAAAACUGUCUUAUAUCUUGCCUCAUCAACUCAAAGCAGUGUUAUGUACAAUAAUAAUAAAUAUAUGCUUCCAA